This is a messenger RNA of Oppia nitens, 844 nucleotides long. Its product is annotated as ankyrin repeat and SOCS box protein 13-like. The record is from RefSeq and is a predicted model, not a curated record. The coding region runs from base 23 to 844 and encodes 273 amino acids. The transcript has 3 exons. NCBI's taxonomy places the organism in Eukaryota, Metazoa, Arthropoda, Arachnida, Sarcoptiformes, Oppiidae. Gene Ontology annotation, cellular component: cytoplasm; nucleus. Gene Ontology annotation, molecular function: protein binding.
AAAUAAUUUAAUUUAAAAUAUAAUGGAUGACCAACCGAAUGAAGAGUGGACAUACAGUCGUUUUUAUCCGUUACACGCGGCCACACAAUUGGGAGAUAUGGCUACAGUUGAGGCUCUGAUAGUCAAACACAAACUGUCGCCAAAUGAGACCGAUUACGACUACUUGACUCCACUACAUAUCGCAUGUUUCUCGGGUCACAUUGCAAUCGUCCAAAUGCUCAUUCAAUUUGGCGCUCAAGUAAACGCCCGAAGCAUCGAUGGCGGGACACCUCUAUGUGGUGCCAGUGCUUCGGGAAACUAUGAGUGCGUCCAACUGUUGCUCAAGAAUGGCGCGCACGUGAAUCCCGUGCACUCACUGUCCACACCAUUACAUGAGGCGGCCUUUGCUGGUAAUGUUAAUUGCGCUGAUUUGUUGAUAUCGUGUGGAGCGCUGUUAAACACAUAUGACUGUAAUUACGGGACACCACUACAUGCGGCUGUGUUUCAAAACCAAUACAAAUGUAUUAAACGGUUACUACAGGCCGGCGCUCACAUAAAUGCCACCAAAUUUCAUGAAACACCACUUCAUUUGGCAGUCUCUAUGAACCAUACGGAAAGUGCACUCGAAUUGUUGAGAUUUGGUGCUAAAACAACACUAACUGAUAAUAAUAAUAAAAAACCCAUUGAACUGAUACCUAAUAAAAGUGGUAUUUUAUAUGAAACACUUUAUAUGACCGAAAAACAACCGCCACUUCUUCAAGACUUAUGUCGACAAGUUUUGGUACGAAAUCAAACACUCAAAAAACUAAUAUCAAAUUACUAUUUACCACAAUAUCUUAUCGAUUACAUUAAUUUUAAUUAUUAG